Messenger RNA from Apis laboriosa (Himalayan honeybee), 1870 nucleotides. It is a transcript of the gene Nup58, whose product is annotated as nucleoporin p58/p45. The coding region runs from base 44 to 1378 and encodes 444 amino acids. The record is from RefSeq and is a predicted model, not a curated record. Gene Ontology annotation, molecular function: structural constituent of nuclear pore. Gene Ontology annotation, biological process: nucleocytoplasmic transport. Gene Ontology annotation, cellular component: nuclear pore. The transcript has 9 exons. Lineage: Eukaryota; Metazoa; Arthropoda; Insecta; Hymenoptera; Apidae.
CCUGUAAAAAGUUAAUAUUUUAAAUAUAAUACUGUGUCGUUUGAUGACGUUUAUAGAUUUAUUACAUAUUAAAAUUAUGUCAACAUUUACAUUUGGAACACCUGCAACUUCAAGCAACACAAAUUUUGGAUUUGGACAAAAACCUGCAACAGGCUUUAAUUUAACUAGUACACCUUUUGGUUCAAGUACUUCAGCACCAACAUUAACUUUUGGAACUUCUUCUACACCAGCAACAACUACUGGUCUUAGUUUUGGAUUCAAUACUGCACCUGCAACUUCUGCACAAACACAAUCAAGUGGUUUACUUUUAGGAUCAAAUAUAACUACUACAACAACUUCAGCUAGUUUAUUUCCAGUUCCAACUACAUCUGCACCAUUAUUUGGUAGCCUUACUUUUGGUACACCAACAGCAAGUACUACUUUAACAUUUGGUACUCCAUCUGCAACAUCUACAACUGGAAAUGUUACCUUUGGUAUACCUAGUACUACAACAUCAUUAUUUGGUAAUAGCAGUUUAUUGGGAUCAAAAUUAGCUACUGGUACUAUAACUACUACAAGUAUUAUAAAUAAAGGAUUAGGUGGAAUAGAUGUAUCUCUGAGUAAUAAAGGACUUUCACAAGAAAAUACUAAUCAAGCUGUUAAAGAAAAUAUUUGGCCACCAGAAUUAUUACAGACAAUAGAAAAGUUCAAAGAAUUUGUAAAAGAGCAGAAAGUACUGUCUUCAGAUAUAGCAAGAGGUUCUGCAAGACCAUUGAAUCGAUGUGCAGAAGAUACAGCAUCAUUGAUGGAACUUCUAACAACAUUAGCUGGAUCUGUUCAACGAGAUCGUUCUGCUGCUGAUAAGUUAAAACAAGAUACUGCAAAAGCAUUACAAAAUGCUGAAAUAGCUCAAAGAACACAUGAUACUCCAUCAGGAUUACAAUAUGAAAAUAAUGCACCAUUAUUAUUUUUUAUGGAAUUAGCUGAUAGUUUUGAACAUGAUUUAAUGUUAUUUAGAUCUCAAAUUGAAACAACAGAAAAACAUAUACAAACAAUGAUGACUCCAAAAACUUUAACACCACAAGAAUUGACAAUGGCAAUGAGUAAACUUCAUGAGUCUCUUGUAGCUGUUGCUGGUAAAUUACAAGGUGUACAUUCAAAAGUACAGCAACAAAAAGAACAAUAUUUAAACUUUAGAAAAUAUGUUUUAAAAGAUAAUACCAACGUUUUUGAAGAUAUUAAAAUAGAUGGAAAAACAUCACGAAAUAGUAUUGGAAAAAUACCAGGUCCUACUCCAUUUGGUCCGGGAAAUAAAAGUUUUCUUUCAUCAACAGCAUUAAAUUCUAAUAGACCAGGAAGUUAUGAAACACGAAAUCCACUAGGUCUUGCCUGGAUUUAGUAUAUAAGGAAAAGAGUAAGGAAUCUAUUUUAGUUUACGAGUUUGGAGAAAUACAAUAUCAACACCAUGUGCUACUAAUAUUACUCUAAGUUCAUCAUUGAAACCACCAACAGCAAGUUUGACCUUUAAUACUCCAUCAAAUUUUACAACACCUUUACCAACGAGUGAAUCUAAUUCAAAUUUUCAACUUCAGAAACCUCCUAUUGGUAAUAAAAGAGGAAAACAUUAAAUCAUAUUUAUGUUUAUAGUUAUUUAUUGUAUUAAGUAUAUUUAACAUAUGGUUAUAAAUAUUCUGUUUCAAUUUUUAUCAUGAAAUAAUAUUAAAAUUUUGUUUCUUUUAAUAUUAUUUUUUUAAUAAUAUUAUAUUUAUUGUAUUAAAUAUGCUUAACAUAUUAUAUUUUUUUGUAAUGAUAUAAACUUGGUCAAAACUUGCAAUUUGUGAAUUAUUGGUAUAAAAAAAAACCAUCAUUAUAUACUAUAUUUUUUAUUAAU